UGUCAUUCAAAUAUACGUGAACAAUUCGGAAUAUAUCGUCUGUCGUAUUAAUUCGAUUUUCUAAUUUCGCAGUUUCGAGUAGCCAAGCGAAAGUCUUCACCUUGAAUUGAAUCGACUCCAGUUUAACAGUUUCGUUUUAUUCCUGCAAAUCAUCGAGAGAAGAGUGAUCUUUAUCUGAGGGAGCGAAUUUAAUUAUGACAGUCAUUUAGAGACGUUUUAAAGCGAAGGGAGGUUUCUAAACCUUCAUCAAUUAGCCAUAUUGAAAACGGAAAACCCGCUGGGAAGAAGAGUUUUACACCGUUGAAAGCUAUGAGUUUGAUACGGUUUCUUCGUCUUCUCACCCGAAAGAAAGUAAUCGACAAUGAUUUAUCUAAUUCUCAGCUUCGCCGAUGUCUUGAUCUCUUCGAUUUAACUUCAAUUGGUGUCGGUGCGACGGUUGGAGCAGGUCUGUACGUGGUCACUGGACAGAUCGCCAGAGAUGUCGCCGGACCAGCCAUCGUGUUGUCGUUCUUCAUUGCCGCUGUUGCCGCUUUCCUUUCGGGGAUUUGUUACGCGGAAUUCGGAUGCCGUGUCGUAAAGGCAGGGUCUGCUUAUGUGUACACCUACUCGUCUUUAGGUGAGAUAUGGGCAUUUAUCAUCGGCUGGAACAUGAUUCUAGAGUAUGUGAUCGGUACAGCUUCGCUCGGCCGAGCCAGUAGCGAGUACAUCGACUCCAUUGCCGGCGGAGUUAUUCGAAAAUUCUUCAUCGAAAACAUCGGGGCGUUUAAUGUAUCUGGCUUGGGAUCGUACCCGGAUUUUCUGGCUUUUAUUCUUGUUCUUCUGGUGUCCAUGAUCGUUGCUAGUGGAGCCAAGCACUCGGCCGUAUUCAACAAAUGCGUGACCACGGUUAAUAUGCUGGUAAUAAUCUUCGUGUUGGCUGUCGGCUUGUUCCAUGUCAACCCUGGCAACUGGGUUGGCAGACAACAGUUCCUUCCAUUCGGAGUGUCCGGAGUCCUGGCUGGUGCUGCGAGCUGUUUCUACUGCUUUGUCGGCUUUGAUGUGAUAGCAACAGCCAGUGAAGAGACCAUUAAUCCCAAGCGAGUCAUUCCUCUCUCUAUCAUGUUGUGCCUUGUUAUCAGCUUCCUUGCUUACUUUGGGGUUGCGUCCAUUUUGACGUUGAUGGUGUCCUAUGACAAGCUCGACAAGUUCGCCCCCUUACCAGAAGCUUUCAAAGCAGCUGGUGUCCCCGCAGCCAAGUAUGUCAUUGCCGUCGGAGGGCUGUGUGCGUUAGCAGGUUCGCUGAUGAGCGGCAUCUUCGCUGUCCCAAGGAUCAUGUACUCCAUGGCUAGCGAUGGUCUCCUUUUCAAGUUCUUCGCGAGGAUCUACGAGCGAACCAAUGUUCCCCUGAUCUCCAUCACGUUCGCAGGGGUACUUUCAGCCCUUCUGGCCCUACUGCUAGACCUAAAACAGCUAGUUGAGAUGCUGUCAAUUGGUACCUUACUCGCCUAUACCUUGGUCUCUAUCUCUGUCCUUGUGCUAAGGUUCCAGCCUGGCGUCGAAGACGUAGAUUAUGACGAAGACACCUCGAGCUCAGUGCGAAGCUACAAAGUCAUCUGUUGCCAAAAGAUGCUGCCGGAAUCGAAAGGUACCGAGUACAAGCCUUUAGAAAGCGUGGCAGACGACAAGAACCAAGAAAUUAAGGCAUCCGAAGAACCAUCCACAUCAACAAGUCAUAUUGCCAAUGCUGCCAUCUCGCUUCAGGUAGUGGGUCUCACCGGUUUCUGUGCGCUGCUCAUAGCAGGAUGGGGAGAUUUAGGGGACGGCGAGGCAUGGGCUGUAUUCACAGCAGUUUUCCUCGGAAUUCUCAUAAUAUUUGGUUUUGUGGUGAUGCAGCUUCAACCUAAAAGCAAAGCAAGAUUCCCUUUCAAGGUUCCCUGCAUACCGUGGCUUCCCAUCGCCAGCGUCGUGGUAAAUCUGUUCCUACUUCUCAAGUUGUCUGUCUGGACAUGGGUACGAUUCGGUGUUUGGAUGAUCGUAGGAUUUGUUAUUUACUUUGGCUACGGAAUAAGGAACAGCGCCGAAGGAAUUCCGAAGCAAGACACAAACGACAACGAUUUUAUUCUUCAAGGAACACCACCUGUGGGACAAGAUAUACACCAAGUUCAGCCCAGUCAUACAACUGAUGAGGAAAAACCUUUAGCAGCAAGCUUCAGUGAUCCUUCUUAGAGAUUGAAUCUCACGAAAUUGUCCUUUGCCGCCGGUUCUUGAAUGUAGCGCAACGAUGUCACGCAAUAAGGCUCUCAACAUCGUUACGUGACAUUCCAGAAAACGGCCAAAGAGGAAACCAGUAAUUUGUUUGAAAAUUUUUGAAUUGUGUGUUAAAAUAUCGUUAUUAUUAUUAUAUGAAUCUAAAAUCGGUUGUUGAAGAAAUUUUGCGCUUUGGCAGACUUAAAGUUCUCCGAAAUAUCCUCAAAAUUAGUUAAACUCUCCACGCCAGGACUAACGCUAAAAAAGCUCCAUACAAUUCCUUAUAAUAAAAUUAUAAGGAAUUGUAUGGAUACUUACAGUGCAAGUCCUGUGUGUCUUCUCAUAUUUGAAAUAUAAAAUUUUUCUUUGUUCUUUCAACCUAAAAGCAAUAUCCAUAUUUCUUCUUCUGAUUGAGGAUGUAGGAUAGUGUUUAAGGUUGAAUUCGUGUUGUAAAUAUCACUAAAAAGAAAAAAAAAUUGAUCUGGAACGAAAAAUAUGCUCGCUACUUCAGAGAAAUUCUGUUUUAAAAAAGAUGACACGAAAGUGUGUUUCACAAAAUUUUGUUAACUCUAAGCGAAAAUGCCUUCAAAGUAAUGACAUCGAUAAAAUUUACCAUUAACAUUUGGUUUGUAUUAUAAUUAUGUUCCUGUAAACAGUGGCUAACGCCCCUGAGAGUUUAAUGGUAUUUAUUUUUAUCUUCAAGAAAAAAAAGAUAGGGAGAGUGAAAAUUUCAUUUGGGCAGCUGUAAUUUCCGUUGAGACACUACUAUUUUACAGACUUAGGGACGAAUGGGCGUAUUUGUUGCAUCCCCGCUUAAUUUAACUCGAGAUCGUCGCGCAAAGUCUCUCCUCGCUCUCACUUCGUGGAUGUUUCCACGCGCCUGAAAAACGCCUAACAAAUGACGCCGUUACUGAAAGCUACAAUGGCAUGUACUUCUGAAAAUGUGAACCGUUUCAUGCUGUAGUUUCUUUGACAUUUUUUGCUGAAUUUCACUUUAUAGAUCACGUAGGCCCUUGUUGUGAUAGUGAUUUUUCUUCAUAGUAAAGUUUUGAUUUGAGUCACUAAUUAUUUGGAAGUAUGUCAGUUCAUUUUAGGAAACACUUUAGAAAAUAUGGGAGUAAAAAAAUCGUUCGAGGUGUAACAACGCACUUUUUAAAUACGAACUCAUUUUAAGUAAAUGAUAUUGUGGUUACGAUUGCGCAAAUUGUGCCGUGUGUGCUUUUUAGUACAUUUCACUUAUUUGUUGACCAAAUGGUCUAGUACGGGAGAAGUCUAUCACCCACGUUAAGCUGCGCAAAGGUCUCAGCUGGCCUGGGCUGCAUAUACUGGUACAGAAUUAGUCGCAACUAUGAAAUUAUUUAUAUUUUUACUACUUAUCUCAUCGUUACUUUUUUUUUUUUAGUUUGCAUAGAAUUAUGAAGCUAGAGAAAUACAUCCCUUAAAUGACCUUAUGGUGACAUGUGAUAAUAAUCUUUCACGACAUCAAUAACUGAAAAAAAUAAUUUGUGGGUUAGUUAAAGGGAGUUUAAAAUAGCUAAUAUGUUAUCGAAGAACUCUAUAACGGAGUGGUCAAUGAAAAUCAUUGUCGCUAA
This is a messenger RNA of Stylophora pistillata, 3818 nucleotides long. RefSeq names its product high affinity cationic amino acid transporter 1. Gene Ontology annotation, cellular component: plasma membrane. The record is from RefSeq and is a predicted model, not a curated record. NCBI's taxonomy places the organism in Eukaryota, Metazoa, Cnidaria, Anthozoa, Scleractinia, Pocilloporidae. Gene Ontology annotation, molecular function: amino acid transmembrane transporter activity. Gene Ontology annotation, biological process: transmembrane transport; amino acid transport.